Pangasianodon hypophthalmus (striped catfish) is the source of this 7306-nucleotide messenger RNA. It is a transcript of the gene dicer1, whose product is annotated as dicer 1, ribonuclease type III. Lineage: Eukaryota; Metazoa; Chordata; Actinopteri; Siluriformes; Pangasiidae. Gene Ontology annotation, cellular component: cytoplasm; nucleus; RISC complex. Gene Ontology annotation, molecular function: ATP binding; deoxyribonuclease I activity; protein binding. Gene Ontology annotation, biological process: siRNA processing; apoptotic DNA fragmentation; pre-miRNA processing. The coding region runs from base 464 to 6106 and encodes 1880 amino acids. The record is from RefSeq and is a predicted model, not a curated record. The transcript is spliced from 30 exons.
GCUUUGCGUGCGCGCGCCUGCGAAUGCGUGUGCGUGCGUGUGUGCGCGCGCGCGUUACUGUAUUAGCAGUAACAGGAGGGAAUGGAGUAAGAACAGCAGAAACUCACUUACUGAACAGCACUAAAGCUACAGAAUACACAUCAUAGGAAAGUCUUUGGAGUGUUUUGCAUCUUAUUCACUUCAAGAGAGAAGGAGAAAGAAAGAAAGAAAGAAAGGCUGGUGACGGAGCGGCUGUUUAUAUCUGCUGUAAUAACAUUGGAAAAAUAUCAUCUCAAGCUGUGACUGUCUGUGAGCUGUGUGAGGAUUCUGUGGGUGUGGCCAAGAAGAGUGAGGAGUGCUGAUGGUGACGAUGAAGCCCAGAAUAAGUGCUGCCUGGAUCCACAGUGCCGUGCUGAACACACACCCUUGAGCUUUUGAAGAGCAGGACGAAAUGAGAUAAACACUGGAUGAUUGGAGUCUCAGCAUGGCAGGACUGCAGCUGGUGACCCCUGCCUCCUCUCCCAUGGGGCCUUUCUUCGGCCUGCCGUGGCAGCAGGAAGCUAUCCACGACAACAUAUACACACCAAGAAAAUAUCAGGUUGAACUUCUCGAAGCAGCUCUUGAACACAACACUAUAGUCUGCUUAAACACAGGCUCAGGGAAGACGUUUAUCGCAGUACUUCUUAUUAAAGAGCUCUCCCACCAAAUCCGCCAGGAGGCUGGGAGGAGGACCGUUUUCCUGGUCAAUACGGCUUCAUCUGUGGUUCAGCAAGCCUCCACUGUGAGAACCCAUUCGGAUCUUCGGGUUGGGGAAUAUAUAGACAACACAGCGUCAUGGACUGAGGAGACUUGGGAUGAAGAGAUAAAGGAAAAUCAGGUGCUCGUUAUGACGUGCGACAUCUUUCUGCACAUGCUGAAGUUCGGGGUCUUGCCACUAUCACAGAUCAACCUGGUCAUUUUCGACGAGUGCCACCUUGCAAUCACGGACCACCCCUAUCGGGACAUAAUGAAGAAAUGUGAGGACAGUCCAGGCUGCCCACGUAUCCUAGGUCUGACCGCUUCAAUUCUGAAUGGAAAAUGUGACCCAUCUGACCUGGAGGAGAAGAUCCAGAACCUGGAGAAGAUCCUCAAGAGCAACGCCGAAACUGCCACCGAUCUUGUCGUACUGGACAGGUAUGCGACCCAGCCUCGAGAGGUGGUGCUGGACUGCGGCCCUUACCAGGAUAACAGUGGCCUGUCUGAGAGGCUUCUAAAUGAGCUGGAUGACGCUCUUCAUUUCCUCAAUGACUACAACUUGUCUGCACAUCGGGAGGAUCGGGACCCCACCUACAUCUCCAAACAGGUUCUGAGUGACUGCAGGGCCGUUCUGACCGUGCUCGGCCCCUGGUGUGCGGAUAAAGCCGCCGGCAUCAUGGUGCGCGAGCUGCAGAAGUACAUCAAGCACGAGCAGGCAGAGCUGAACCGCAAGUUCCUGCUCUUUGCCGACACCAUCCUGAGGAAACUGCACGCUUUAUGUGAGGAGCACUUCUCCCCGGCGUCGCUCGACCUAAAGUUCGUCACUCCCAAAGUGAUCAAGUUGCUGGAGAUCCUGCACGAGUAUAAACCCUUUGAGAGGCAGCAGUUUGAGAGUGUCGAGUGGUACAACAACCGCAAUCAGGACAAUUACGUCUCAUGGAGCGACUCUGAGGACGAAGAUGAGGACGAAGAAGUCGAGGUGAAGGAAAAGGCAGAGGCCAACUUCCCCUCGCCCUUUACCAACAUUCUCUGUGGCAUCAUCUUCGUGGAAAGGCGUUACACGGCGGUCGUUUUAAAUAGGCUUAUAAAGGAGGCAGGUAAGCAGGAUCCAGAGCUGGCCUACAUUAGCAGCAACUUCAUCACUGGCCACAGCAUCGGCAAGAACCAGCCACGCAACAAGCAGAUGGAGGUGGAGUUCAGAAAACAAGAGGAAGUGUUGAGGAAAUUCCGGGCACACGAAACUAACUUGCUAAUUGCCACCAGCAUCGUAGAGGAAGGUGUGGAUAUCCCAAAGUGCAAUCUGGUGGUCCGGUUCGACUUGCCCACAGAAUAUCGGUCCUACGUGCAAUCCAAAGGCCGGGCGCGUGCUCCUGUCUCCAAUUACAUCAUGCUUGCCGACAGCGAACGCACUAAAGCAUUCGAAGAGGACCUCAAGACUUACAAGGCCAUUGAGAAGAUUCUCAGGAACAAGUGUUCCAAGUCAGCGGAGUGUAACGAGUAUGAGGUGGAGUCCAUAAUGGACGAUGACAACAUCCUCCCUCCAUACUCUCUGCGCUCUGACGACGGAGGCCCCAGAGUCACCAUCAACACCGCUAUUGGCCAUGUUAACCGAUAUUGUGCAAGGCUUCCUAGUGACCCGUUCACACACCUGGCACCCAAGUGUAAGACUGCAGAGCUGAAAGUGGGUGUGUACCAAUCCACACUCUUUCUGCCAAUCAACUCGCCCCUCAGAGAGCCCAUUACUGGGCCCCCAAUGCCCUGCGCGAGGCUUGCAGAGAAAGCUGUUGCACUUGUGUGUUGUGAGAAACUUCACAAAAUAGGUGAGCUGGAUGAUCACUUAAUGCCAGUGGGAAAAGAGACGGUGAAAUAUGAAGAGGAGCUGGACUUGCAUGAUGAAGAGGAAACCAGUGUUCCAGGCAGGCCGGGCUCCACUAAGAGGAGACAGUGCUACCCCAAAGCCAUCCCAGAAUGCCUGCGAGGCAGUUACCCUGUGCCGGAGCAGUCUUACUACCUAUACGUGAUUGGGAUGGUUUUGACCACACCUCUUCCAGACGAGCUCAACUUCCGCCGGAGAAAGCUGUACCCUCCUGAGGACACCACCAGAUGCUUCGGCAUUCUCACAGCUAAACCAAUACCUCGUAUUCCUCAUUUCCCUGUGUAUACACGCUCCGGUGAAGUGACCAUCUCCAUAGAGCUGCUGAAGUCGGGCUUCAGUCUGAGCUCGUCCCAGCUGGAGCUCAUCACUCGCCUGCACCAGUACAUCUUCUCUCACAUCCUUCGCCUGGAGAAACCUGCACUGGAGUUCAGGCCCACCGAGGCCGACUCGGCCUACUGCGUUCUACCUCUCAACGUGGUUGGGGAUUCCAGUACUCUGGAUAUGGACUUCAAGUUCAUGGAGGAUAUUGAGAAAUCUGAAGCACGAAUUGGCAUUCCGAAUACUCAGUACACGAAGCAGAACCCAUUUACUUUCAGACUGGAGGACUACCAGGAUGCUGUCAUCAUUCCAAGGUAUCGUAAUUUUGACCAGCCGCAUCGCUUCUACGUAGCUGACGUAUACACGGACCUCACGCCUCUGAGUAAAUUCCCCUCACCAGAGUAUGAGACGUUUGCCGAGUACUACAAAACCAAGUACAACCUAGACCUGUCCAACGUCAACCAGCCACUUUUAGACGUGGACCACACAUCCUCCAGACUGAAUCUUUUAACCCCUCGGCACCUGAAUCAAAAAGGCAAAGCGCUCCCUCUCAGCAGUGCAGAGAAGAGGAAGGCCAAGUGGGAGAGCCUGCAAAACAAACAGAUUUUAGUUCCUGAACUGUGUGCCAUUCACCCAAUCCCUGCUUCUCUGUGGAGAAAAGCCGUGUGCCUUCCCAGCAUCCUCUACAGGCUGCACUGCCUCCUGACAGCCGAGGAACUUCGGGCUCAGACGGCCAUCGACGCCGGAGUGGGGGCUCAGAGCCUGCCACCUGGCUUCAGGUAUUCCAAUCUAGACUUUGGAUGGAAGAAAUCCAUCGACAGCAAGUCGUUCAUUUCCUGUCCCAGCACCUGCACAGAGGAUAAUGAUGAUGACGACGACGACGAUGGUGACAACGAUCACUGUAAGCACUCUGCAAGCUCAGCAGCCCCGGAUCACACUGCCCAGGAGGACCUCAGCACCGGCUCGUCCGAGCCCAGAGAGGACACUGUCUCGCAGGAGAAUUGCAACGCACCAGAUGUAAAGCUAGAGAUGUGCGCACACAGAGCCCAGCUAUCAGAAGAACACAGGAGCGAGUGUGAAUGCUCCAGGAACCUCAGCAAUGGCCAUGAUGUUUGCCUAAACUGCCAGCUAGCGAGUGACGUAUCGACACAAACCACUACCUCAGUUCCGAGUGGCGAGCCCCAGGACGGCCAUGAAUGUAACCCAGAUGAGAAAUCAGAUUUCCACGAUGGACGUGUGAAGAAACCUACCUCAGAGCGUUGGCUCGCUUGUGGAACGCCAACCAGCACCGAAGCACCUUCAAUAGCGUCGUCGUCUUCAGCAUCUGAUACUGUAACGCUACCCGGGGACUGUGUGAAAGCUCUGGGCCCAAACCCGGGUCUCAUUCUGCAGGCCCUGACCCUCUCCAACGCCAGCGACGGGUUUAAUCUGGAGCGUUUGGAGAUGCUGGGCGACUCUUUCCUCAAACACGCCAUCACCACCUACCUAUUCUGCACUUAUCCCGAUGCCCAUGAGGGACGGCUCUCAUACAUGAGGAGCAAGAAGGUCAGUAACUGUAACCUGUACCGCCUGGGGAAGAAGAAGGGUCUGCCCAGUCGGAUGGUGGUGUCUAUCUUCGAUCCGCCAGUGAACUGGCUUCCCCCAGGCUACGUGGUGAACCAGGACAAGAGCACCACUGACAAGUGGGACUCGGAUGAGGCAAAAGAAGACAUGGCCAACGGAAAGGCCACCAAGGACGACUUUGACGACGAGGACGAUGUAGACGAUGAUGAGGACGUGAUAUGGAAGGAACCCAAGGACGAGGUGAACGUUGAGGACGACUUGGAGUACUACCACGAGCACAUCAAGUUCAUCGACACCAUGCUAAUCGGCUCCGGCGCCUUCGGGAAGAAGUUCCCCCUCGGUGUCUUCCCUUCUGAACCCAGCUGCGAUUGGAAAGCAACCAAGAAGUCUAUGUUCGCUUCAGAUGGCGGCCAUGAUGACUUUGACUACAGUUCCUGGGACGCCAUGUGCUAUUUGGACCCGAGCAAGGCGGCUGAAGAGGACGAGUUUGUAGUGGGUUUCUGGAACCCGGCCGAGGAGAGCUGCGGCGCUCAAACAGCCAAGCAGUGCAUCUCGUACGACCUGCACACAGAGCAGUGCAUCGCAGACAAGAGCAUCGCAGACUGCGUGGAGGCCCUGCUCGGCUGCUACCUGACCAGCUGUGGGGAGAGAGCCGCCCAGAUGUUCCUCUGCUCGCUCGGCCUCAAGGUGCUACCUGUGAAGAAGAGGAUCAAGAGGAAGAUAGAUGGGGGACAUGACGAUGGGGAUGACACCAGCGGAGAAAGCGAUGGAGAAGACGAGUACGGCUGGCUACAGAUCCCAGCACGCUGCAUGUUCGAGCACCCAGACGCCCAGCGCACUCUCAACCACUUGAUCUCGGGUUUUGAGAACUUCGAGAAGAAAAUCAACUACGUGUUCAAAAACAAGGCCUACCUCCUGCAGGCCUUCACACACGCCUCAUAUCAUUAUAACACCAUCACAGAUUGUUACCAGCGGCUGGAGUUCCUGGGCGAUGCGAUUUUAGACUACCUCAUAACGAAGCACCUUUAUGAAGACCCGCGGCAGCACUCUCCCGGCGUCCUGACCGAUCUGCGCUCUGCACUUGUCAACAACACCAUAUUCGCUUCACUCGCCGUCAAAUACGACUACCACAAGUACUUCAAAGCCGUCUCACCCGAGCUGUUCCACGUCAUCGACGACUUUGUGCAAUUUCAGCUGGAAAAGAACGAAAUGCAAGGAAUGGACUCUGAGCUGCGCCGAUCUGAAGAAGACGAAGAGAAAGAGGAGGAUAUUGAGGUCCCUAAAGCAAUGGGGGACAUCUUCGAAUCACUAGCCGGGGCAAUUUACAUGGAUAGCAAGAUGUCACUUGAGACCGUUUGGCAAGUGUAUUAUCCAAUGAUGAGGCCGCUGAUAGAGAAAUUCUCCGCCAAUGUCCCUCGCUCGCCCGUGCGAGAGCUACUGGAGAUGGAACCCGAGACUGCCAAAUUCAGUCCGGCUGAGAGGACGUAUGAUGGGAAGGUUCGCGUGACUGUGGAGGUGGUAGGAAAAGGAAAAUUUAAAGGAGUUGGUCGGAGCUAUCGCAUCGCUAAAUCAGCAGCGGCACGGCGCGCCCUGCGCAGCCUCAAAGCCAAUCAACCUCAGGUCCAGAACAGCUGAGCUACACACACACAGACGUACAAACACCGGCCCUCUGCGACACACUGAAGCCUCUUCGUGGGCCAUCUUCAUUCUGUGUUCUCCACCGAGAGAAAUUACCAUCGACUUACUCAGAGGCUUCAAACUGAGUUCAUGGGUUCCAUUGUUUUUUUUUGUUUUUUUCUUUUUCUUUUUGCGCAAACACAAUCUUUACCUUUUAUUUCCUCCAAGCUGUUUGAUUACAAGACUGCUUUAUUCUGCAAGUGUUAAAGGUCAGGUGUCUGCUCUUUGUCCUGUUUUUGUAUUAUUAUUAUUAUUAUUAUUUCUUUUUGAGGAAAUCUCCUGCUUUGUUGGUAGUGCGUAAAUCAGCUUAUGCUUUAGAGUAGUGUUAGAUUGUAUAUAGUUCAAAUGAAAGCUAUACAUUUAAAUGAGAGAAAAAAAAUGACAAAAACGCUAAACUCCUCAGUCUGUGCACUAGUGCCAGUUUUUGAAACGUUUUUAAAACGCUUUGAUGGAGAGAGCAGGAGAGAGAGAACACGGAGCGAGAGUGGCGUUUUCCUUGGUCUUGAGACGCUGUCCUUAAACUUCAUUGCACUUAUUUCGUUCUGUUUCGCUCAGUCACGAACAUUUCGUCGGAUCGGCACCAAAUUCAUUGAGCGUAGUGUUUUAGAAAGAAAGACCCUCCUUUAACAUUCCCACUUACUGUAAUUCAGCGUUUUUUAAAAGGAACGAACACGUUAAUGCAGAGAACAGUGAGUGAACUGCAUGCGCACAGUGCUAAUUAGUAGCCAUUCACUUUCAGCCACUGUUAGCAGCAUUGGCGUGUCUGAUCUUUUCCUUUAUAAGCACGAUGCAUGUUUUCAUAGCCGAGUAGACCAACUGGAUGGAUUCUAUUAAAUGUUAAUAUUAAUAGAGCUACCGAUAUAAACCAUUAUAUACAGAGAUCAAUAUUAAGUGUUUAUUACUGUGUUGGGUUUCUGGGUUUCAGGAACCUCUUUUGAUACCAGGAACGAAUUUUUGGUUUAGUUGGACGAUCAUUGCGAGGAUUAGACGUCUCUCCGUCGACUGAUUUUUAGUUUUAAUAUUAGGACACAAAAAUGACAUAUCACUCGGGAAAUAUGCUGCAGAUUUUGUAAAAAAACAAAAAUAAUAAUAAAAAAAAAAGAUCGGAUACUUCUGUAAGACACAGAGCACCUUUACGUACCGAUAUUGUAAUCAUAU